GCGCACCCUGACACCGUCGACAUCGCCUGACAUCGAUUUCACAAGCCCAUGUCGAAAAGCAUGUUCCCAAAGCUGUCGGAGGAUUAUGCGAAAUUCAAGCGCUAUGUGAAAUGGCUGUACCAUCUCUACGAGCUGAACACACAGAUCGCCAUUUGUGAGCCGUGGGAGAAGGUGUUCCUCAAUGUCCUUCUCGGCAGCUUCGUCUCCCUGAUCCUCUACGCAUCCUUCGCCUUUGUGCCGGGCUAUUGUGUGACGGUCUUCCAGCUUUUGUGGCCCAAAUCGAGCAUGCACAAUCUCACCAGCGUUUGCAACACGAGCAUUGAGGGCUUUUGCGGCAACGAAAGCGGAUCAGUAAUAACAUAAUCUUAGUGUAGCUUAUCUUAAUCAAUAAAUAAUUUAAA
Molecule: messenger RNA, 401 nt
Organism: Drosophila santomea
Lineage: Eukaryota; Metazoa; Arthropoda; Insecta; Diptera; Drosophilidae
Product: serine palmitoyltransferase small subunit B
Exons: 2
Coding region: 49-363 (104 amino acids)
Source: RefSeq, a predicted model, not a curated record